Fomitopsis serialis is the source of this 1428-nucleotide messenger RNA. RefSeq lists its product as uncharacterized. Lineage: Eukaryota; Fungi; Basidiomycota; Agaricomycetes; Polyporales; Fomitopsidaceae. The transcript is spliced from 2 exons. The record is from RefSeq and is a predicted model, not a curated record. The coding region runs from base 1 to 1428 and encodes 475 amino acids.
AUGGGCAUUCCUGCUGGUCCUGGAAGUGCUCUGUCCACGGAGGUAUCCGUUCAGGAUCGCAACGCGCUGCCUCAGUACGGCUUCGGCCCGGAGGUCGAGUUUGACAAGCUCGUCAGCAGCAACCCGUUCCUCUUCCGGGUGCACACGCCGCGCGAGCUCUCCCCAUUCUAUGACCGCACAGAUCCGUACUUCGUCGGUCCUCGGUUCGAGGAAGACUUCGCGUCGUCCAGCUUCUCGUCCCAGAGCGAGUCCUCGCCGUUCCGCAGCCCACCCGCACCCUCCUAUGCCGACGCCGUGCAGCACAUGGACUGGACAAGCCGUUCGUCUUCUCCGUAUGUCUCGACGUCGUUCAGUUUUGCGUGGGCCAUCUGGGAGGCGACGAGGAGAUACCACCACAACAUGAAGCACUCCAUCGAGAUCGCGAUCAUAGAUGCCCGCGCCGUCGCAGGACGCGCUGUCACGGCAGUCGAGCUGCUCAGGCAAGCGGAUGCGAAGGAUCGUCACACGGACCACUGGAAGUGGUACCGCUUUGCACUCGAGGCGCAGGACGUCCUCGUCUGGGGCUACGUCCCGGGCACGGCCGUGCUGGCCUCUGUACCUCUAACGCAGAUGUUCACCAAGCUGCCUUCUUACUUCCUUCUCCCUGAUGCGCCGACGCCCACCAACGGCAAGGACACAUCCCUCUCGCGACUAGCCUGGGACUACACACGCAAGAAGCCAAGCUACCGACAGUUCUGCCAGGAGAUGUCUGACCGCUUCCUGCGCAUGCCAGUGGACCGCCGCAUGCGGGACACCACCGCCGGCUCCGUCCGUCUCGCCCUCUGCCAUCUGCGCCCAUGGUUCCACCGGCUCGCGCUCGAGGACUUCACGACCGCGACGGUGACCGCGUGCGAGCUCGCGUUCGUCAUCGCACGCUGGAGCGGGCAGUGGUGGGUGCGGGAGCACCCCGAGAUCCAGGGCCUCGUGCGGUGCAUGGUGCACAUCAUCGGCGAGGAGGUGCGCGAGGCGCGCAGGGUGCAGGCCCUCGCGGACGCGACGCGCAUGCAGGAGAUCGUCGGCGGCCUGGAGCAGCUCGCGCAGCGGUACCAGAUGCGCGAGCGCAUACGCAGGUGUCUCCCGCCGAGCUCGAAGGCGACGCCCGUCGAGACGAAGCCCGCGCUCGACCUGCUCAUACCCAGCCCCGGUACUGCGACUACCGUCGCCGCUGUCACGGCCCUGUCUGGCCUGGACGUGGAGAGGGCGGCGCUUGGUUUCGCGGAAGAAUCGGCGGAGGAACUCGAAGACGAGGCGGCACCCGGGUUCGAGUCCAGGACGGACGCGUUCGCGUGGUCCGCGUCUUGCCUGCUGACGGGCAUCUUUAUCGGCACGUUCUUCACGCUCUGCCUCUUCGCGCCCGACCGGAGGGCCUUGGCGCACCAUCUCGUAUGA